UCAGGUAGCAAUAGUGUAACUAUCAUUGUUAUGUAUCACUGCAUGUCAAGGCAGUGGAUUAUAUUAUACUGCACUAUAUUAUACUGCACCAUUGGCCCCGACGAGUCAUCUUGUUCGUAGGAACGUAAUGUUUAUAUCAGAACUAAUCAACAUGAAAAUUUCAAGUAGGUAAAGAGAGACGGCACUCCCCUCUGGGUGGUAUCAUUGCGCGUUGCCCGGCGUUAGCAUCGUGAGCUCAUCGAGGUGCACCUCGUGAGCGAUGUUCGGAUCUUAUUAUGCAAGUCAUCGUGAUACAUGUUUAUAUCCUCUGUCUUGCACCGUUCACGGCGAGCUCGUCUGCCGCUACAUUCCCGGGAUCAGCCGCGUGGCCUUUUACCCAUUGGAAGAAAGUUUUCGUUCCAGCUUCGGUGCGCUCAUCGAUCUUAGCUCGGAUAGCUUCGACGAGAUCUUUGUUCUUCACCAGUCCGUCUUUAGUUUUCCAACCAUUCUUCUGCCAGUUCACGUACCAUUCCGUCGCGCAACUAAUCGAAUAUUUGCUGUCCGAGAAGAUGCGUAUUUUUUGUUCGACCGGUACAGUUUCUAAGGCUCGAAGAAUGGCCGUUAAUUCAGCCCGUUGGUUUGUCUGUACUUCACCCUGAAGGCGCUCUGAGAUAUUUCUAUGCAAAUACGUUAGUAAAUAAACCAAACAUUCAAACUAGCU
This is a messenger RNA of Daldinia decipiens, 700 nucleotides long. RefSeq lists its product as uncharacterized. The record is from RefSeq and is a predicted model, not a curated record. NCBI's taxonomy places the organism in Eukaryota, Fungi, Ascomycota, Sordariomycetes, Xylariales, Hypoxylaceae. Bases 276 to 638 code for a protein of 120 amino acids. The transcript has a single exon.